Messenger RNA from Rhagoletis zephyria (snowberry fruit fly), 1881 nucleotides. The record is from RefSeq and is a predicted model, not a curated record. Lineage: Eukaryota; Metazoa; Arthropoda; Insecta; Diptera; Tephritidae.
AUGGCGAUAAUAGUUGUGCGCGUAAAUGUGACGAACGAGCCAGAGCGGCAGGCGGCGAGUGAAGGAAGGUGCCCUCAGUGUGGUGCCAAUUACAGUGGGCCAUUCAAUAUUUAUGCGCUCAUUGGAGGCACAAUUCACCUGCCGUGCAACAUCACAGCGCCUUCCUUCGACGACGGCGUGUCGCUGGUGCUCUGGUACCGGGACGACAUUGCCAGCCCGAUCUACACCGUGGACGCGCGAUCGUCGGCCUCGCUGGAGAGCGCACAGCACUUUCUGCACAGGGACAUCUUCGAGAAACGAGCUUCCUUUAAUCUUAGCUAUCCACUUUCCUUUCUGCGCAUCAAGCCUGUCAAGUCAAGCGACGGCGGAGAUUAUCGCUGUCGGGUUGACUUUCGCCGCGCCCGCACCGUGAAUCGCAUUCUCAAGCUCACAGUGAUCGGAAAUCCUCUGCCGGCGGUGCACUGGUGGAAGGGCUCGCAUCUGAUCGACACUGAUUAUUUUGUGGUGAAUAACUCCAUUUCGCGUAAUGUCUUGACGCUGGCAAAUCUGACGCGAGACGAUCUCCUGAUGACACUGACAUGUCAAGCCUACAACACCAAUCUGACAGUGGCCGUGUCGCAGAGCAUCACUCUUGAUCUACACCUGAAACCCCGAGAAAUUCGCAUCAUCACGCCGUUGCAGAACAUCACCAGCAGUCAGAGUGCCAUCGAGCUUGCCUGUCAGUGCACGGGCUCCAAAUCCAGCUCCAUCCGCUGGACGGUGCAGGGAAAGGUCAAAGGGAGCGACGUGAUUGAGCCCUUCUCGGAGACCGUUUCCGAGGACGGCCUCACCACCACCAGCUUUCUCUCGCUGGCACCUUCCAUUGAGGACAACGGCAAGCUGAUAGUGUGCAGUUGCUUCAAUCCCAGCAUUGUCGCCAAUUUCUCCAUACAAGAUACAUGGCCCAUCAACAUCUACUACCUGCCAAUUCUGUCGCUCAUUAUGGGCUCUAAUUCUCACUCACAAGACAUUAUCGAGGGGAGCAACGUCUACUUUGAGUGCAACAUUAAGGCAAAUCCAUCUGUUACCCUCGUUGGUUGGAAGCUUAAUGGACAUUUGCUCGACUCGACGACGGCCACUACGGCGGACAUUGAGAUUCGAAAUACGUCGCUACUGGUUACUAAUGUAAAUCACGAUCAUUAUGGCGAGUACCAGUGCCUGGCCACCAACAGUCUGGGCUCGGCAAGCAGCGAAUCAGUAUUCCUCGAUGUUAAGUAUGCACCCAAGUGUACGCACGCUCGAGUGAUAGCAAUUGGUGUUGCUCUGGAGGAAACGGUGGCUAUCGAGUGCCAGGUUCGCGCCAAUCCGUCUGAAAAUAUUAUUUUUGAGUGGACUACAAAUAGUACCCUCUCGCCAAAAGUGCCAUUAAGCUUCAGCAGCAGCGGACUGAAGAGUGUUGCCAAAUUCGUCGCCACCUCUGAGCAGGAUUACGGACUGGUGCAGUGCUGGUCGAGGAACAGCAUUGGCAAACAGCUAAUUCCAUGCAGAUAUCAGAUUAUAAAAGCAGAGGCGCCCAGCCAGCCGCACAACUGCUCACUGGUGAACAAGACGGCCAAUUCGCUGACACUGGAGUGUCUGCCCGGCCAUGCAGGAGGACUGGAGCAGUCCUUUCACCUGCAGGUCUACUCGCUCAAUCCGCACAAGCUCUUGAAGAAUCUGAGCAAUGCAGAGGCGCCCUACUUUGCCAUUCAAAAUCUGCCUGCCGGCUACAUCUUCAAGAUGAUCAUCUACUCUGCCAACCGAAAGGGGAAAAGCAAAUCGAUUGAGAUUACGGGCAGCACCACAGAGCCCUCUCCGUGGAAGUCGGGUAUGUGGGCAGAAGUUGCUUGUGAGGGUGUUUAA